AUGAAAUUCAUCUCCGCGAUCGCUCUGCUGACUGCUACGGCCGUGGCCAACCCCGUCGCCAGAUCAGCCGACAAGGAAUUCCACCUAAAGACCACCGGCUCCAAGACCGCUGAUCACAAUGAUCUGUUUCUCACCACCUACCACACCGGCGCCGGUCUGAAUGAUGCUGUCCUCGAGAGCAAGGCUGAUGCCGCAACCGCCUUCUACUUGAACGGCACCACUGCCCUCGCCGACCUAGGUACCUCAUAUCCCUGGGGUUUCGAAAUUGGCGGUGACACAAAUUAUGCCGACUGGGAGGCUGUUGAAAUCAAUGCCGGCGGUGGUGCCGAUGGCUUCUCCAUUACGGAUAAUAAGUUCGUCUGGUCUGAAGCCGAAGGAUUUGGUGGAUGGCUCGUCUGCCAGUGGUACCACAAUGCUCCUCAGCUGUUCUGGCUGGACAAGUAUUACACGGCCACUAUACCUUGCAGCUGUAGCGAGGUUGAACUGGAGCCCAUCUACCUGUAG
This is a messenger RNA of Penicillium maclennaniae, 504 nucleotides long. RefSeq lists its product as uncharacterized. The transcript is spliced from 3 exons. Bases 1 to 504 code for a protein of 167 amino acids. The record is from RefSeq and is a predicted model, not a curated record. Lineage: Eukaryota; Fungi; Ascomycota; Eurotiomycetes; Eurotiales; Aspergillaceae.